AUGGCUAUCACAGGCUCCAAGUCGAAGCCCGGCAAGCCCUCCGCCAAAGCCAACCAAGCGGCAAAGGCCACCCUCCGCGGCGUCAACUCGCACAAGUCGCGCAAAAUCCGCACCAGCACCUCCUUCCACCGCCCCAAGACGCUGCAGCUCCAGCGCAACCCCAAGUACCCGCGCAAAUCGGUCCCGCACGUCCCCCGCCUCGAUGCCUCGAAGGUCAUCAUCCAUCCGCUGAACACGGAGAGCGCGAUGAAGAAGAUUGAGGAGAACAAUACGUUGGUGUUCAUUGUGGAUGUGAAGGCGAAUAAGAGGCAGAUUAAGGGGGCGUUGAAGAAGUUGUAUGAUGUGGAUUGCUUGAAGGUUAAUACUAUGGUUAGACCUGAUGGCUCGAAGAAGGCGUUCGCGAAGUUGACGGCCGAUGUGGAUGCGCUGGACAUUGCGGCGACGAAGCUGGCGAUUGUCUAG
Molecule: messenger RNA, 462 nt
Organism: Saxophila tyrrhenica
Lineage: Eukaryota; Fungi; Ascomycota; Dothideomycetes; Mycosphaerellales; Extremaceae
Gene: RPL25
Product: 60S ribosomal protein L25
Exons: 3
Coding region: 1-462 (153 amino acids)
Biological process (GO): ribosomal large subunit assembly; translation
Cellular component (GO): cytosolic large ribosomal subunit; ribosome
Molecular function (GO): structural constituent of ribosome
Source: RefSeq, a predicted model, not a curated record